UAGUAACCUCUCCUGUACAGCUCAGCCAGUCAAUCUAUAAAAGGAGCUCCGGGUUAAAAAACCUUCCAGUUUUUUUUUUCUUUUCUUCUUCUCUGAGAGGCAGAGAGGGGGAGAUAGUGAGAAAACAUAUAGACUCCGCACACAAGAAAGCACCAGCAGCAGAUCCUCCUUGUCCUGACUGAAGAGCACACAGCCCGCAGGAGGAUACAUUCAUUGGCUCUAUAUGAAUCGCAUUUCUAACCGGGAGCACUUUGUAGCCAACGAUCUGGCCAACCUUAUCAGCGAUCUUUCCUACUGAGUCCGGGGGCAAAGUUAAUGAGCAACCUCAAGUCUCUGCUGCUUCCACAACUUCUGCUACAGCUGCAGAGGUGAAGCACUCAGAUUUCUCCAGGGCAAAGAUGACUUACUGCACCCAACUGGGGCUGCUGCUAUGGAAGAAUUUCACUUCCAGGAGGAGACAGACACUGCAACUAGUGGUUGAAGUGGCUUGGCCUCUCUUUAUUUUCUUUAUCCUGAUCUCUGUUCGGCUGUCUUACCCCCCAUAUGAGCAACAUGAAUGCCAUUUCCCAAAUAAGGCGAUGCCAUCGGCAGGAACCCUGCCGUGGGUUCAAGGAAUUAUUUGCAAUGCCAAUAAUCCAUGCUUUCGAUAUCCGACACCUGGAGAAUCACCAGGAGUUGUGGGAAAUUUCAAUAGAUCAAUUGUCUCCCGUCUGUUUUCCGAUGCAAGGAAAUUGCUGCUAUACAGUCGCAAGGACACCAGUGUGAAGGAUAUGCACAAAUUCCUAGGAAAUUUACAUAGCUACCGUGGUACAGGUUUAAAGCUUCGAGACUGCUUAAUGGAUAAUGAAAAAUUUACAGAUUUUCUCCUUAAAAAUAUGAGCAUGCCUGCAGUUGCAGUUGAAGAGAUCAUGAAUGCUCAUCUGAAACCAGAACAGGUUUUGGUGUCGGGCUUCCAAAUACAUCUGAAAGACCUGUGCAAUGGCACGCGGCUAGAAGAAUAUGUAACUUUUCACAAUGAAGUGGUUGCGAAUCUUAGCCAAAAGAUAAUCUGUGCUCUUCCAGAAGAGAAGCUUAACCUGCUGGAGCAGGAAUUCCGUUCCAAUAUUGACCUCCUAAAGCCCAUUACAAAGGAAUUCUCCUCCAAGUCUUUUCCAUUUUUGAAAGACAUCACAGAUAGCCUUUUGCACAGCCUGUCAGAUCUUGCCAAAGAGGUCAUGACCAUGAAGAGCUGGGCAGAAAUGAGACAAGAGGUGAUGUUCCUAACCAGUGGCAACGCCACAGCUUCACCAAGCACCCUAUACCAAGCAGUAUCACGUAUUGUGUGUGGCCACCCUGAAGGAGGAGGACUAAAGAUUAAGUCUCUCAACUGGUAUGAAGAUAAUAAUUACAAGGCACUAUUUGGUGGAGGAGAAGGCGAUAAUAGCACUGAUGAAGACUCACAAGCUGCGUAUGACAACUCUACAACUCCAUAUUGCAAUGACCUGAUGCAGAAUCUGGAAUCCAGCCCACUCUACAGAAUGAUUUGGAGAGCACUAAAGCCUUUGCUUGUUGGCAAAAUCCUUUAUACUCCCAGCACUCCAGCCACACAAAUGCUAAUGUCUGAGGUCAACAAAACGUUCCAAGAGCUAAGUGUUUUCCGGGAUAUUGGAGCAAUGUGGGAAGAGGUUCGGCCACAGAUCAAGUACUUCAUGGAAAGCAGCCAGGAGGUGGACCUUAUCAGGACUCUCUUGACCAACAAAGGAAGUAAAACAUUCUUAGACCAACAACUAAACUCAACUGGGUGGACAACCGAGAACAUAUCCAAGUUUCUGGCCAAAGAAACAGCAGAUGCAGAGGCUGAAAGUGGGCCAUCCUAUUCUUGGAGAGAAGCUUUGAAUGAGACUGACCGUGUUGUCCUGACUUUGUCACGCUUCAUGGAGUGUGUCAAUUUGGACAAGUUGGAACCUGUGGCUACUGAAGAGAAGCUCAUUGAUAAGUCAAUGGAACUUCUCAAUGAGAGGAAAUUCUGGGCUGGAAUUGUGUUUAUGGAUAUGCCCACAGAAGAAACAGAGCUCCCACACCAUGUCAAAUAUAAGAUCCGAAUGGAUAUAGAUAAUGUGGAGAGAACCAACAAGAAUAAGGAUGGAUACUGGGAUCCUGGUCCUCGUGCUGACCCAUUUGAAGACAUGCGGUACAUCUGGGGAGGAUUUUCUUACCUUCAAGAUGUUGUUGAACAGGCUAUAAUCAGGGUACAGACUGGGGUAGAGAAGAGGACUGGCAUCUAUGUUCAGCAGAUGCCCUACCCAUGCUAUGUUGAUGACAUAUUCUUAAGGGUUAUGAGCCGAUCACUGCCAUUAUUUAUGACCUUGGCAUGGAUAUAUUCUGUUGCUGUAAUCAUCAAAGGCAUUGUCUAUGAAAAAGAGGCCCGUCUGAAAGAGACCAUGAGGAUUAUGGGGUUGGACAAUGGCAUCCUGUGGCUGAGUUGGUUUAUCAGCAGUUUGAUCCCGCUUCUUAUGAGUGCAGCACUCUUGGUGUUGAUCCUAAAGACAGGAAACCUUCUGCCUUACAGUGAUCCCAGCGUAGUGUUUGUUUUCUUGUCUGUCUUUGCGGUGGUGACAAUUUCUCAGUGCUUCCUGAUCAGCACAAUAUUCUCCAGAGCCAAUUUGGCAGCAGCCUGUGGUGGAAUUAUAUAUUUCACACUAUACCUUCCCUAUGUGCUGUGUGUUGCUUGGCAAGACUAUGUUAGCUUCACACUAAAGAUUUUUGCUAGUUUUCUGUCUCCAGUUGCCUUUGGGUUUGGCUGUGAGGUCUUUGCACUUUUUGAAGAACAAGGUGUUGGUGUGCAAUGGGAUAACCUUUUAGAAAGUCCAUUAGAUGAAAAGGGAUACAACAUCACUACAUCAUGCUUCAUGAUGCUCUGUGACACUCUUUUGUAUGGAAUUAUGACCUGGUACAUUGAAGCGGUCUUUCCAGGUCAGUAUGGCAUUCCCAGGUCAUGGUAUUUUCCAUUCACAAAAUCCUACUGGUGUGGCGAGGAAUCCAAAGAAUACAAUCAACCACGGGCUGUUCACAAAGGAUCAUCUGAGGUCUGCAUGGAAGAAGAACCUAGUCACCUUCCACUUGGGGUUUCUAUUCAGAACCUAGUGAAGAUUUAUCGUAAUGGCAAAAAAGUGGCUGUAGAUGGACUCACACUGAAUUUCUAUGAAGGGCAAAUCACUUCCUUCCUGGGACACAAUGGUGCUGGAAAGACUACUACAAUGUCCAUAUUAACUGGCCUUUUCCCACCAACAACUGGUACAGCCUAUAUUAUGAGAAAGGAUAUCCGAACCGAGCUCAGCUCAAUCAGGAAGAACCUAGGUGUUUGCCCACAGCAUAACGUACUUUUUGAUAUGCUCACAGUCGAGGAGCACAUCUGGUUUUAUGCACGCCUGAAAGGGCAUUCAGAAGAGAAGGUGAAGGCAGAGAUGGAACAGAUGCUUAAUGAUGUGGGGCUCCCCCAUAAAAAGAAGUACAAAACAAGUCAGCUGUCAGGAGGCAUGCAGAGAAAACUUUCCGUGGCCCUGGCCUUUGUGGGUGGAUCACAGGUUGUCAUUCUGGAUGAGCCCACAGCUGGAGUUGAUCCAUAUUCUCGCCGGGGUAUCUGGGAGCUGCUUAUUAAAUACAGACAAGGAAGAACUAUUAUCCUAUCAACCCAUCAUAUGGAUGAAGCAGACAUCCUCGGAGACAGAAUUGCUAUUAUUUCCCAUGGAAAGCUGUGUUGUGUGGGAUCCUCGCUUUUCCUGAAAAAUCACCUGGGAACUGGAUACUACCUUACCUUGGUCAAGAGAGACACUGACUCUUCUCUGAGCUCCUGUAGGAACAGUAGCAGCACUAUGUCUUGUCCGAAAAAGGAAUGCAGCAAGCAAACCACUGCUUGCAAACAGCAGCCGAGUCCGAUGAUAGCAGCACCAUCAGCAUCUGGGACCACAGGAGCGGUGAUUACUAAACAUAGCAAACAUACGGCGGGGCAGAAGAAAGAAGCCAAAGAUAGGGAGGACAGUGUUUCUCAGAGCAGUUCAGAUGCUGGCUUGGGCAGUGACCAUGAAAGUGACACAAUGACAAUAGGUCUCACAGAUGUAUCGGCUAUUUCAAAUCUUAUCAAUAAGCAUGUACCCAAAGCAAGGUUUGUAGAGGACAUUGGACACGAGCUGACCUAUGUGUUGCCCUAUGAAGCAGCCAGAGAAGGAGCAAUUGUGGAACUCUUCCAUGAAAUAGAUGACCGUCUUUCUGACCUGGGCAUUUCCAGCUAUGGAAUUUCUGACACCACACUAGAAGAGAUUUUCCUUAAAGUGGCUGAAGAUACUGGAGUCGAUACAGAAACAGCAGAUGGAACACUGCCUGCUAGAAGAAAGAGAUAUGCAUUUGGUGACCGUCAAAGUUGCCUUAGACCUUUCACUGAAGAUGAUGCUUUUGACACCAAUGAUUCUGACAUGGAUCCAGAGUCACGGGAGACAGAUUAUUUGAGCGUAAUUGAUGGCAAAGGAUCCUACCAGGUAAAAAGCUGGAACCUAAUGAGGCAACAGUUCACGGCCUUGCUCUGGAAAAGAUUACUGUAUGCAAAGCGCAGCAGGAAAGGCUUUUUCGCACAGAUUGUCCUUCCAGCAGUGUUUGUCCUCAUCGCAUUGGUGUUCAGUCUUAUUGUUCCUCCUUUUGGCAAAUAUCCCAGCAUUGAAUUAGAGCCCUGGAUGUAUGAUGAACAAUAUACGUUUUUCAGCAAUGAUGCGCCGGAUGACCUAGGAACUCAAGCUCUCUUGAAAGCCCUGACUGAUAAACCAGGUUUUGGAACAGCUUGUAUGGAAGGAAACUCAAAUAUGAAAGUCUCAUGCUCGGAUGGAGAGGAAGAAUGGAGUACUCAGUUUGUAUCACAGUCAGUCAUAGAUCUGUUUCUGAAUGGCAACUGGACCAUGGAAAAUCCAUCUCCAUCCUGUGAGUGCAGCAGUGAUAAAAGCAAGAAGAUGCUUCCUGUUUGUCCACCAGGGGCAGGAGGUUUACCCCCAUUUCAGAGGAGACAAAACACUUCAGAUAUUUUGCAAGAUCUAACAGGACGGAAUAUAUCUGAUUAUCUUGUAAAAACGUACUCACAGAUCAUUGAAAAGAGCUUGAAAAACAAGAUCUGGGUUAAUGAAUUCAGGUAUGGAGGUUUCUCUCUAGGUGCAAGCAAUUCACCAGAAUUACCUCCUAAUGAAGACGUUGUGGCAUCCAUUAACCAUAUAAAGAAACAACUUGAGCUAGCUCAGAAUGGAGCAGCCAAUCGAUUUCUUGACAGUUUUGGAACUUUCAUGAAAGGACUGGACACAAAAGAUAAUGUUAAGGUGUGGUUCAAUAAUAAAGGAUGGCAUGCAGUCGGUUCAUUUCUUAAUGUAAUGAACAAUGCCAUAUUAAGAUCAAAACUGCGGGAGGGAGAGGAUCCAGCCUCAUAUGGCAUUACUGCGUUCAACCACCCUCUGAAUCUUACCAAGGAGCAGCUUUCUGAAGUUGCACUGAUGACCACAUCAGUUGAUGUCUUGGUUUCCAUCUGUGUGAUAUUUGCAAUGUCUUUCGUGCCAGCCAGCUUUGUGGUUUUCCUGAUCCAGGAGAGAGUCAGUAAGGCAAAGCACAUGCAGGUCAUCAGUGGAGUAAAACCAGUUAUCUAUUGGUUGGCCAACUUUGUCUGGGAUAUGUGUAACUACGUGGUGCCAGCUACCCUGGUCAUCAUAAUAUUCAUCUGUUUCCAGCAGGACUCUUAUGUCUCUUCCUCUAACUUACCUGUUUUGGCACUUCUUCUCCUUCUGUAUGGGUGGUCCAUAACCCCUCUCAUGUACCCAGCUUCCUUCAUUUUCAAGAUCCCCAGCACAGCCUAUGUAGUUCUGACCAGUGUCAAUCUUUUCAUUGGGAUCAAUGGCAGUGUGGCCACGUUUGUGCUGGAACUCUUUACCAACAAUAAACUGAACAACAUAAACGAGAUACUGAAGUCUGUGCUCCUGAUCUUUCCUCACUUCUGCCUGGGUAGAGGACUCAUUGAUAUGGUGAAAAAUCAGGCCAUGGCUGAUGCUCUUGAAAGAUUUGGAGAGAACCGCUUUGUCUCCCCUAUGUCUUGGGAUUUGGUUGGGAGGAACUUAUUUGCAAUGGCUGUGGAGGGUGUCGUGUUUUUUGCUAUCACCCUGUUGAUCCAGUAUCGGUUCUUCAUCAAACCAAGGCCAGUGAAUGCAAAGCUUCCUCCUGUGGUUGAUGAGGAUGAGGACGUGGCAAGGGAGCGUCAGAGGAUAAAUGAAGGUGGACGGAACGAUAUACUAGAACUCAAAGGACUUACUAAGAUCUAUAGAAUGAAGAGAAAGCCAGCUGUGGAUAGGCUUUGUGUUGGAAUCCCACCAGGAGAGUGCUUUGGGCUGCUAGGGGUGAAUGGUGCAGGAAAGACGACCACAUUUAAGAUGUUGACUGGAGAUACUGAUGUGACAGCUGGGGAAGCUUUCCUAAAAAACCAUAGCAUCCUGUCAAAUAUACACGAGGUUCACCAGAACAUGGGCUACUGCCCCCAGUUUGAUGCCAUUAAUGAGCUACUGACUGGAAGGGAGCAUCUGGAGCUUUAUGCCCUGUUACGCGGAGUCCCUGAGAAAGAGGUUUGCAAGGUUGCUGAAUGGGCCAUACAUAAAUUGGGCCUAGUCAAGUACUCAGAAAAACAUGCAGGCAACUACAGUGGUGGAAACAGACGCAAACUUUCUACAGCUAUUGCCUUGAUUGGAGGACCUCCAGUGGUAUUUUUGGAUGAGCCAACAACAGGCAUGGACCCGAAAGCUCGACGCUUCCUGUGGAACUGUGCCCUUAGUGUCAUUAAAGAAGGAAGAUCAGUGGUGCUAACUUCACACAGUAUGGAGGAGUGUGAAGCACUGUGCACAAGAAUGGCCAUAAUGGUUAACGGGAGAUUCAAGUGUCUUGGAAGUGUCCAGCAUCUGAAAAACAAGUUUGGAGAUGGGUAUACCAUUAUUGUCCGAAUAGCAGGCUCCAACCCUGACCUCAAGCCUGUUGAAGAGUUCUUUAGCCAUGCCUUCCCUGGGAGUGUACUGAAGGAAAAGCACCGGAGCAUGCUCCAGUACCAGCUCCGCUCCUCACAGUCUUCCUUGGCCAGGAUAUUCAGCAUCCUCUCCAAGAACAAAAAGAGACUUCACAUUGAAGAUUAUUCUGUCUCUCAGACGACUCUAGACCAAGUAUUUGUAAACUUUGCCAAGGACCAAAGUGAUGACGAUCAAAAGGACCUGUCAUUGCACAAAAACCAGACUGUUGUAGAUGUUGCCCUCCUAACAUCUUUCCUGCAAGAUGAGAAGAUGAAGGAAAGCUGCGUGUGAAAAGCCAAAAUAAGGGUAGCACAAAAGGAUUUGAGUUGAAAGACUACCUUGGCUGCGAAAGGGACGUUUAUGCCAGGAAGUCAAUUCUAGGACCUGCUCAAAAAGGCAUUGUAUAACGGACAACAGUGCUAUCACUAAAUGCAAUGCAAAUCAAUGCAAAGACAGCGAGAAUUCCAUUACAGAGGCCGUGCCUUUGUACUGCCUUUUACUGUACUCAAGUAGAAGACUUGAACGUAGAGGCCAACAGUAGGAUGUGAAACUAUACAGUUGUACCCAAUGACUCUUACCCCAAAAGUGGGUACAACAUAUGGUAGCACACAAUUUCAGCUUUGUAUUUUACUAUUUCUUUUACUUAAUUAAUCUGAACCACCCUACUGCUGAAUAUGAUUGACUAGAGACUAUUUAUUAUUCUCUCUAGACUAUGGGGUAUAAGGACAGAAUAUCCAAACUCAGUUUGCUCCAACAUUUAGGACUAGUGUUGCCAGUCUGUUGAUCUUCUCUGAGGUUGUUCAGAUUAAUUCAUUCAACUUAACAGUCUUGCCUUCUUCUGGCUGUCUCAGGUACACAAUCUGUAUGUGUACAGUGGUUCCAGGCCAAGUGAAAUGUGAUACGAAAAGCAUUAAAGAACUGUUGGUUGGUCUCCAAAACCACUCUCAUGCUUGUAGAUCAGUGUAGCUGUGAAAGUCAGAAGCUUCAAAACUGCACUGGCCACAUUGUAGAGUUCAUAUUUCAUACAACGACAGACAUUUGUUCUGGGUUUCUACUGUUUGAUGUCAAAGUCAUCUUUUCUAAAAUAGUUCUUUUUAGUAGCAUUGUUACAGUUGUCCUGUGGUCACAUGUGCAACAUUUUAUAUACCCAUUUUAGUAUUUGGGGGUUUUUUUGUGUGUGGUUUUCUUUUUUCCAAUAACCUAGCAUUUUUUUAUUUUCAUUUUCUUCAUUUCUGUUGGGUAAGUUUGCAGCAGAUCCUAUAAUUAUCCUGCUGGUGCUGGAAUCUGCCUGUGCUCUAGCUGGAAAGGGAUUCCUAGUUUAUUUAUACAAAUUCAAGCACUCCUAUCCAGGCCUCCAGUGACUCCAGUGUAGUGACAGGAUAAAGCACAUACAGUUAAGAUGUUUUCACUGGUAAUUUUUUAUGGUCCUGCUGUACACUAAUAGAUAUCCAAAAAAAACCAAUCCUGUUCUCCUUUAUAUUAUUUGCAUAGUUUUGUUUACCGUUGGCCAUAAUGCAGUUGAAUACAGUUAGUUCUGUUAACCAUUGUCCAUAUGCGUUGUUACAACAUUUUUAUUUGGUGUCAUAUGUUACUUUUGUGUUCCGCACCCAUCUUAGAGUAUUGUAUUUUGUGCAGUAUUGCUGCAUGCUUUCUCCUCAACACAAGAGUCCAAACAACAUGUUUAUUUUUCAUACCAAUAUAUGCAAGAAUACACAUACAAUACCACACUAGUUCAUUUUUUUAAGGCUAAGGCUGGUUAUGUUUUUUUUUUUCCGUUUAUCAGAUGUCUUUAUUGGUGCUGCUCCCCAAUAUUGCAUUGGUGGUUAAUUUUGCACUUUUUGGUUACCCAGAGAGAGCUCCUCAUUUAAUACAAACAGAAUUGUCACUUAAACAUUUGCCACCUCCAGCGAGCAAUUAUACACUUCUACUAUAAUAAAGGCUAUUAACUAUAUAUUAAAAAUCCCCAAGUGAUUCAUAGGGGGGAAGUCACAAAAGAUAAAAAUGUCAGAUUUCCCACCAAAUUCACAAACCUCUAUCUACACUUUUGUGAACAGUUUACAGAUUUUGUCUUUCACACAACAUUUUCACGAUAUUUUUGUCUUUAGCUCUUACUAAGCCUGUCAGUCAGCCAUCAAAUUGGAAUUUCCGAGUGGGUUUAUUUUACCUAGGAAAAUUUUUCAGGAUAAACUGGGCUUUCUAAAUCUUGUUUGAUUCCACUUCUGUAACAAGAUUUAAGGGUCUAAAUACAAGCAAUGCUAUUUUGCAUAAUAGAGGGAUGUGUAUCAGAAAUAUGUUUAUUAUCUAAGGCAAAGUGUCUAAGUGCUGCUAAAACUACUUUUCCUUUAGAUAAUAUAUUCACUCAAAUUGCUAAGAUUGACUCAUUCAUUAAGCUAAAACUUUUUACAUAUAAAGUACACUUUUUUGUCUAAUCAGUGUUUUACUUGUUAAUGAGGCUUUUACGCCUAUAAGGUUAGACAAAAACUUGUGCCCUGACUAUAACAUGCUAAACCCUAUUAAUAUACUAAUAACUCCCCAAUGGGGCACCUGCAGGAGGUAUGAAAUGAAGAUUGGCUGAACCAAAGCAGAGCAAAUGAUCUCAGAAUUGAUCUGACUCAUAGGGAAGAGUUAUACUGAGCUUUACUCCAUUUUUAAAAUGUCGGGAGAAAACAUUGUUUAAAAUGUCGUUUUUGCUCCAUUUUUAUGUCGUUUGAAAGACAAAUCAUAAAAGCGUCUGUAAGCUGUCUUACUUUCACUAAAAAAUGAAAAAUGGUGGGUGAGUUGGAAUUUAGGCAGAUUUCUGUUUGUGAAUAUUUACACCAGUUUACCACCACGUUUACUCCAUAAAUGGCCUAUCUCCAGGUUUGUGAAUUCCACCAUGGAGUCUUUAUUUUUGUUGUAUGAGUUAUUUUAUUAUAGUACUUGCUCAGGCUUCCCCCCUGGUGCAACCAGAUUCAUGGUAUUUGUUACUGACAGGUCAGUGACAGGAAAGGUUAUACGUCAGUUUGAUUGCAAAAUCCAUGAAAACAUGAGCAAUGUGUGUACAUAUAUGGCAACCCAGCCAGGGCUUGACUUCUUGUGUAGGAGGCAGUUGUCUAUGUUGCUUUUGAGAUACAAGAUUCUGCCAUUUGACAGAAAUUAUAAAAGGAUGAAGUGGCUGCAGCUGCAACUGUCAAUCUAUUCUGGCUAGCUGCAAAUGAUUUCAGCCCACUCUAAAAGCUGGAGGAUAAUGUGGGAUUAUCAGCAUGCAAUUCCAAAUUCUAGAUUGAUGAAUGUCUGCAUCACUAGCGUGAACUUCUGCCAUAUGGUUCCUCAGAAAAGCCAAACUUCCUGAGACUGACAACAAUCAUGGGAAAGUUGCAGCAGGCUGCAAAUCUCCUCAACUCAAGCAGUCCCAGGUGGCAGCGUCAACCACCACUUUGGUUCCUGAUAAAAAACAUAUUUCUGGGGUUUUGUUUUUCAUGUCAAUACCCUGCUAGUUAUGCUGGUGUUUUGCUAGUGCUAGCCAGUGUUUUUGGGUGUGGAAUAGCUAUCACAGAUGUUAGACUGUAUAACCUAAGAGUCUCACAGGAGACUACUGACUAUAACAGAUUACUAAUGUAUCCCAGGCACUUAGAACAGUUUAAUGGUAAUAUGGCUGCUCAAGCCAAAUGAUAUUGCUUUUCAGAAAUAACUGCUUUUUUACCUAGACCUAUGCAGAACAAAUCAUACCCACAGGCCAAACACAUAUCCUACUCAUGACAGUGCAGGCCAGUCCCCGCUCUUGUUUAACACCACAGGGGAUCAUUAUUAAUUAGCAAUGGAGAUGAUGGCAAAAAAAAAAAUACUCCAUUUUCCAGUGACGAAUAACUUCAGAAUGUGCCUCAUUAACUUACUCUACUGGGUUAACAAUCUCAGGUAGUGAUACCUCCACCAGUUUCUAAUAGGGCAUUUUUUUUAUUAUUACAUACGGUGUGACCCUUACACCAGUGUUUUGUGCCACACUUCUCAUCCCAAUCACUCUGGUAGUUUCCAGUUUUAUAAUGCGCCAUUAUACCGUGUUGUCUUGCUAAAUACAGAACUCAGGACUCACAUUUUUGGAAAACUCUCUUCAUAAAAAUCCAAAAAAAGUUACUUUGCCGGUGACACCACUAUUCGCAAUGAUCUAUAACCACUUUCUCAUGGUGAUAACCAACCAAACAAACCUUGCGCCACAAUGCCUUCAAGCUCUUCACGGAUAGUGGCAUGCAAGCUCUACAGAUGGCUGUAAAAACAUUUCUCCCAUAUGAUGUGAUGUUUUAAUCAUUGUAUUUCAGUAUGGUCGGCCCUCCAUUCCAAGCACUUUACACUGUUUUUUUUAUGGGAUCUGUUUUUUGCACUGGAAUACCCAUUGACACUGCAAAAAGUAGACAGAAAAACAAAAUGAAAAUGAUAUAUAGGUUUUACAAUAAAUAGAUUUCUAAGUUAAAUCCUUACGUUGAAAUAUCCA
Messenger RNA from Xenopus laevis (African clawed frog), 11511 nucleotides. RefSeq names its product ATP binding cassette subfamily A member 1 L homeolog (gene abca1.L). Lineage: Eukaryota; Metazoa; Chordata; Amphibia; Anura; Pipidae. The transcript is spliced from 51 exons. The coding region runs from base 399 to 7337 and encodes 2312 amino acids. The record is from RefSeq and is a predicted model, not a curated record.